Messenger RNA from Zophobas morio, 1373 nucleotides. Its product is annotated as alpha-tocopherol transfer protein-like. The transcript is spliced from 6 exons. Bases 47 to 958 code for a protein of 303 amino acids. Gene Ontology annotation, molecular function: phosphatidylinositol bisphosphate binding. Gene Ontology annotation, cellular component: membrane. Lineage: Eukaryota; Metazoa; Arthropoda; Insecta; Coleoptera; Tenebrionidae. The record is from RefSeq and is a predicted model, not a curated record.
UGCAUAUUUAUAAGCGCCAGGGAUCACAGAUCAAGCACUCUCCAGAAUGACCAGUCAAGACCAACAACGAAUAUUUGAUAAAGCAGCCAGGCAAUUUAACAGCAACAUAAAAGCGUUAGACGAAGACGUCCUUCGUCUUGAAAAAUGGCUAAAAACGCAACCGCACCUCCCGAACUUAUUGGAUCAAAACUGUCUGCGAAAUUUUUUAAUCCUCAACAAAUGCAGCAUCGAAAUCGCGAAGCAGAAAGUCGAUAACUAUUACUCCAUCAGGCCGAAAAUUCCCGAAAUAGCUUACACGAUGAAUCCAAAAUUGCCGUUUCAUAAGGAAUUUAAUAGCGUUGUAUAUCUGGUAAACCACCCCCAACUAACCGACGAUCUGUACAAACUUACGUUUUUCAAAAUAAAGGGAGAGAGUUUACCGGAUUCCUACGAGCCCAUUGAUUUUGUCAAAAAAUUUUCCUCGAUUCAGGAAAUGAGGCUGCGAGAUGACGUAAUGUGUGGGGAUGUUGUGGUGGCAGAUUUCCGCGGGUUGCCUCUAAAUAUUGCCCUUAAAAUUACACCGAUGCUAGUUUAUAAAAGCGUUAUACUCUAUGAGCGAACUGUCUCUGCUCGUCUCAAAGCCGUCCACGCAGUCAACUUGGUACCACCGCUUAUGAAUAUUAUACGUGCUUUAAAAAGUGUCAUCAAACCAAAAUUAUUCGAAAGACUGCAUGUUCACUCAGAACUGGAUGAUCUGAAAAAAUUCAUUCGUCCCGAUUUACUUCCCGUGGAUUUUGGUGGCGAAGGAUUAUCUUUACAAGAAUUAGAAGAUGCACUAGAAGAAAAGUACAGAAAGAACCAAGACCUGUUCGACCGCUUAGACAAGAUUAAAAUAGAUGAAACGCUCAGACCCACAAAACUCGAAAAUAGUGACGUUCUAGGGUACUAUGGUAGCUUUAAAAAGAUAGAAAUUGACUAGUACACGUCACUUUUUAACAUAGUUAAAUUACACUUGUAGAUAUUUUGUAAGCAAAUGUUAUUUUAAAUAUGUAUCUAACGUUAAUGGCCACACAACCGGGACCAGCAUCUGCAUUGAACACUCUACCCCUCAACUACUUCUAAAAAAAUUCACACCACUCAAGUUUUUAAAUUUCCCAAAUUUGUGAGUAAUUUUUCUCGAACAUUGACCUUCUCGUAUGCAAUAAAAAUAUUUUUAGUCAUAAAACUUGCACAAUUUUUCACACGUCAUUAACCUUAAACUUGGAAAACUCGGGGAAAGAAUGAAACAAAUUGGAACAAGAUUCGUUUUAUCUUUUCGAGGAAACACUUUCUGAUAACGAUUUGACAAACAAUUGAAGAUUACAAUAACGUCUUUGUCCAAUUUAAAUGAUCAC